AUGGACAUGGCUAUCAUCCUCAUCCUUCUCCUCCUGCCUUUCGUUGGUGCCGAAUGGCAGGUGUGCGGCAGCAGCGGCAACUACACAUCAAACAGCACCUACCAAGCAAACCUCCUGCUCCUCUCCUCCACCCUUCCCAACAAGGCCGUGUCCAACACUAGCAGCCUCUUCGCCACCGCCACCGUGGGUGAUGCUCCGGACAUCGUCUACGCCCUCUCGCUCUGCCGCGGGGACACUACCGACGCCUCCGACUGUGAGAGCUGCGUGGCUGCCGCCUUCGAAGAUGCGCAGCAGAGCUGCCCGUACAAUAAGGAGGCCAGCUUGUACUAUGAUGCCUGCAUGCUCAGGUUCUCCAACCAUAAUUUUCUUCUUGCCAACAGCACCGAAGAUCAUAUGAGCUGGAUCACCAUCCGGAACAACCUCAACUUCACGACAGGGGGCGACUCCCUCAAGCACUUGCUGUUGAUGCGUCUCAACAGCACGGCCCAAGCGGCUGCAAAAAGCUCGAGGAGGUUCACCACCUCGCGCUUAGGCGUCAACCUCGUCCCGACGACGGUGUACUGCCUUAUGCAGUGCACGCCCGACCUCACGCUCGACGACUGCACGGCUUGUUUACAGCUUGUUUUGAAGCAUACGCUCAAGUCCCUAGACGGAGCGCAAGGUGGUCGAAUUCUAGGGACACGGUGUAGCAUGAGGUACGAGCUAUACCACUUCUACGAAGGGGUCCCCAUGCUUGCAAUUCCGGCCGUCAACGGCACCACGCCGCCUACCAGGUACCCACAUUCCCAGUCGCAUCCACCAGCUGCGGCGCCUCCCCGGCUGGCGCAGGCGACCGUCCAAGAACAGCAGGGUACGCAAACUUCUCACCCUAGGGUGUUGCUGAUUAUUGCUGUGGUGGCUCCACCACUGUCAAUACUUCUAUGCUUUAUCUGUUCCGUUGUAUGGAUGAGAAGACGAAGACAAGGAAAGGCAAAUUUAAACGACCAGGCUGCCACCAAUAGACCAGAAAAAGACGAACUGGUCUGGAGAUUGGAGGAGAAGAGUUCAGAGUUCACUCUCUUUGACUUUUCUGAGAUAUUACAUGCUACACAUAACUUCUCCAAAGAAAAUCUACUUGGACAAGGUGGUUUUGGCCCUGUCUACAAGGGCCAAUUACCAGAUGGAAUGCAAAUUGCAGUCAAAAGGCUUGCCUCACAUUCAGGACAGGGUUUUACAGAAUUCAAAAAUGAAGUUGAACUUAUUGCAAAAUUACAGCACAAUAAUCUUGUCAAGCUCUUGGGAUGCUGCAUUCAGGGAGAGGAAAAACUAUUGGUGUACGAGUAUUUGCCAAAUAAGAGCUUGGACUUCUUUAUAUUUGAAAGAAACAGGACAGCUUUUAUUGAUUGGAACAAUAGACGUGCGAUAAUCGAAGGGAUAGCCCAAGGUCUUCUGUAUCUCCACAAGCACUCUCGGUUACGCAUCAUACACAGAGACCUUAAGGCCAGCAACAUUCUUUUGGACAAGGACAUGAAUCCAAAAAUUUCUGAUUUUGGCCUAGCAAAAAUAUUCAGCUCCAAUGAUAUCCAGGGAAGCACAAAGAGGGUAGUAGGAACAUAUGGCUAUAUGUCUCCGGAGUAUGCAUCUGAAGGCAUUUACUCAAUCAAAUCAGAUGUGUUCAGCUUUGGUGUGUUACUCCUUGAGAUCCUUAGCGGAAAAAGGAAUUCUGGUUUCUAUCAGUACGGAGACUUUCUUAACCUUCUUGGAUAUUCAUGGCAACUCUGGGAAGGAGGAACAUGGGUUGAGCUUCUAGAUGCAUCAAUUGUAAAGGAGAUCUGUACAUCAGAUGCUAGGAGGUACAUUAACAUUGCACUGACGUGUGUACAAGAAAGUGCAGAUGAUCGACCCACCAUGUCAGAUGUCGUUGCAAUGUUAAACAGCGAGAGUGUUAUUCUUCCAGAACCAAAUCAUCCAGGAUACUUCAACCUAAGGGUAUCUAAGACACAUGAAUUUUUUGUCCCAUGUAGUAAUAAUGAUGUAACCAUCACUGAGGAGCCAGAUGGUAGAUAG
Aegilops tauschii subsp. strangulata is the source of this 2046-nucleotide messenger RNA. The record is from RefSeq and is a predicted model, not a curated record. Lineage: Eukaryota; Viridiplantae; Streptophyta; Magnoliopsida; Poales; Poaceae.